Brachypodium distachyon (stiff brome) is the source of this 1719-nucleotide messenger RNA. Its product is annotated as dentin matrix acidic phosphoprotein 1. The record is from RefSeq and is a predicted model, not a curated record. The transcript is spliced from 6 exons. NCBI's taxonomy places the organism in Eukaryota, Viridiplantae, Streptophyta, Magnoliopsida, Poales, Poaceae. The coding region runs from base 256 to 1545 and encodes 429 amino acids.
CGCUCCUCGUGUCCUACAGACCUCAUCGUCUCCUCCCCGGAGUCCGGAGUGCCCCGAUCCGCCGUGCCUUCCCUAACCCGACGUCUCUCCUCGCCGCCAAUCUCUUCGCUGCCACCCAACUCCUACCGCACCGCCUCCUCUACCGCCGUCAUCUCCCCUGCACGAAUCUCCUCCCGGUCUGCGCUCAAACCCUAAACUCCCGAACCGAUCUCCCCGCCGUUGCCGCUUCCUCUGCAAGGAGUCCGCCGCAAAACCAUGGAUGUUGCUGAGUGCAAGAUGAACUCGAAACGCGGGAGGAGCCGUAGUCCAGUUGAACUCAAGGAUGACCACACUAAGGGGAGUGGAAGUUAUGGAAGGAAAGCCAACUCAAGAGAUAUGGAGAUUGAUUCCAGUCAUGCCAGAUCAGGCAAGGGUCAUGAAUUUGUUAGGGAUUCGGAUAGGCACUCCUAUGGAGCAUCACGUGAGUCCAAGAGGCAUGAUGAUUAUAGGAGGUAUCAUGAUAAGCGGGCUGAUGAUAAUGACAGGAGCCAGCCUAGAACUUCGCGGUCAGAUAGGGAAGCAAGGGCUGACACUUUCUAUGAUCCUUCAAAGCGUGAUAGCACAUCUGACAGAUCACAUGGUGAUCGGAGAAAUGUUGACAUCAGUUAUGGAGGCAAAUCUUUCAAGCGAGAGCACGUGAGUAAGAACCAAGAAAAGCGAGAAUCUGCACGUGAGUACCUUAGGCAUGAUGGUGGAGAGUAUGACAAGUAUGCUGAUCCAAGAAAGGAAACACGCUCUACCAGAAGGUAUCCAGAAGAAAAGGAGAGUAAGAACAAGGACAAGUUCAAGCAGGAGGAGGCCCUAAAGAAGAAAAAUGUCAAGGAGAUUGAAAAAAGCAGCCAGACAACACCACCUGAAGUAGAAAUUAGGGAGAAGAGAAGAAGCUUAUUUAGUUCUGUUGGGCAAGAUGUGCAAAAUACACAAGACAUGGAAAAGGACACCUCCACGAAGAAACCUAUCCUUGAUUGCUCAGGAGGAACUGAAGAGGCAGCUAUUAAUGAUAUGAAUGCAGCAAAAGCUGCAGCAAUGAAAGCUGCUGAAUUAGUGAACAAGAACAUUACAGGAUUUGGGGUUGGAACUGGCCGCUUAUCCACUGACCAGAAGAAAAAGCUGCUUUGGGGCAACAAAAAGAGCAAUCCUGCAGAGACAAGUACUCACUGGGACUCAAAUUUGUUUUCUGACCGGGAGCGCCAAGAGAAAUUUAACAAACUAAUGAGUCUGAGGAUGCCUUGGUGGCUAUGGCCUAUUGUAGGGUGUGAAGAGCAGUGCCUCCGUCUCAGUUCAAGAGAGCAAGGCCGACAACAAGGAGGAGGGCUCUGUGGAAGUCAAGAAGCAGGAGGAGCUCGACACCGACCUGGAGAAGCUUUACGUAGCAGGCCUGCGCCGGAGAGAUGGCCGGACUGUUGGUCUUGGCCUGUAGGGGACUCUGCCUGCCAGUGUUGCAGCACUGAAAAUCUCAAGUGCCUGCUACGUGAAAUUCUACUGGUAGUUUUGCGUCAACUGUAGGAUUGGGUUAUAAUCUUGUAGUAGCUCAUAAACAGCUAUUCUGUCAGCGUGACGCUUGUAUAGUGCGUUGGCAUAACUUCGUCAUCCUGCUGGCUUGUGCACUUGGAUGUUUUCUUUUGGUGGCAGUUGAUUAUAAGCAAGACUCUAGCUGCUUACUGCAUUUUUUCCACCUUA